This is a messenger RNA of Nanorana parkeri, 992 nucleotides long. It is a transcript of the gene RSPH9, whose product is annotated as radial spoke head 9 homolog. The transcript has 5 exons. The record is from RefSeq and is a predicted model, not a curated record. NCBI's taxonomy places the organism in Eukaryota, Metazoa, Chordata, Amphibia, Anura, Dicroglossidae. Gene Ontology annotation, cellular component: axoneme; radial spoke. Gene Ontology annotation, biological process: motile cilium assembly; axoneme assembly; cilium movement involved in cell motility. Bases 12 to 956 code for a protein of 314 amino acids.
GUUGCUAAGACAUGUACGUCACUUCCUGGAUACAGGACGCGUUGCUGUUAUCUCACUUCCUGGAGACAGGACGCGUCGCCAUAGAGACAGUGAGAGACAGGCACCGCGGAGAAAUGGAGGCGGACGGGUUGCUGCUGGGGAUGGAGAUGGUGUCCGGCUCCGGUGUGGGGCUGAGCUCGGAACAAAGCGCUGCCCUACGGACAUCCCUCCUGCUCCUCCGCCGGAACGCGAAGUUGUCCGGGCUCCUGUUCUGGGGGAAGAUCCUCGGAGUCCGAGGGGACUAUUAUAUCUGCAGGGGCACUGAGGAGGAGGACGGCGGCGAGGAGCUGCGGAGGAGGCAGACUUUCUACAGCCUGAACUGUAUGGACUGGUGUCUGCUUCCGCCGGCCACCGAGGCCAUCAUUGCUGAGGCGCAGGUGAUUAAAGGGCGAUUCAUAGGGGACCCGUCUCACGAAUAUGAGCACGCGGUGCGCAACAAGGUGGGCGAAGGGGAUGCGGCCUAUGAGGAGGAAGUGACGAGUCACAUCAAAGAGGAAACACGCCUGGUGGCCACCAUCGCCAUGAUUGACAAGGAGGCCGCCGUGGUACCUCGAGGAGCCUUCAUCAAGAAUGCACUUGGACAGGUCAAGAAGAAUCUUUGUUUCCGAGGCCUUACAGUGAGCGAAGCCAAGAAGCAGAGUUCAUUCUUCCACUUCACCUUCACUGUGAACCCCAAGAAGCGGUCACUGCUGGAAAAGGCUGAUCUGGAUCCUUCCAUAGAUUUCCUGGACUCUUUGGAACAUGAUAUCCCCAGAGGGUGCUGGAGCUUGCAGUUUGAGCAAGGGAACAGCGUGGUCAUCCUUCGCAGCCUCCUCUGGAUCGGAAUGACUUUCUAUCACGUCCCGCUCACCCCACAGCACGGGUGCGUCUACAUCGGGACCGGCGAGCGCAACAACGACUUACCCUUCAUGAUCUGAGCGUCCGAGGACUUCCAGCACCCAACGUGACGCAGG